AUGCCUGUUGUCAGUGGCAAUCAAUUCUUCCAGCGCCAGGUACUGGAUGACUUAGUUGAUACACUGGGUGUCAUCAGACUGGAUGACUUAGUUGAUACACUGGGUGUCAUCAGACUGGAUGACUUAUUUGAUACACUGGGUGUCAUCAGACUGGAUGACUUAUUUGAUACACUGGGGGUCAUCAGACUGGAUGACUUAGUUGAUACACUGGGUGUCAUCAGUCUGGAUGACUUAGUUGAUACACAGCGUGUCAUCAGACUUGAUGACCUAGUUGAUACACUGGAUGUCAUCAGACUGGAUGACUUAGUUGAUACACUGGGUGCCAUCAGACUGGAUGACUUAGUUGAUACACUGGGUGUCAUCAGACUGGAAGACUUAGUUGAUACACUGGGUGACAUCAGACUGGAUGACUUAGUUGAUACACAGCGUGUCAUCAGACUUGAUGACCUAGUUGAUACACUGGGUGUCAUCAGACUGGAUGACUUAGUUGAUACACUUGGUGCCAUCAGACUGGAUGACUUGGUUGAUACACUGGGUGUCAUCAGACUGGAUGACUUAGUUGAUACACUGGGUGUCAUCAGACUGGAUGACUUAGUUGAUACACUGGGUGUCAUCAGACUGGAUGACUUGGUUGAUACACUGGGUGUCAUCAGACUGGAUGACUUAGUUGAUACACUGGGUGUCAUCAGACUGGAUGACUUAGUUGAUACACUGGGUGUCAUCAGACUGGAUGACUUAGUUGAUACACAGCGUGUCAUCAGACUUGAUGACCUAGUUGAUACACUGGGUGUCAUCAGACUGGAUGACUUAGUUGAUACACUGGGUGCCAUCAGACUGGAUGACUUAGUUGAUACACUGGGUGUCAUCAGUCUGGAUGACUUAGUUGAUACACUGGGGGUCAUCAGACUGGAUGACCUAGUUGAUACACUGGGUGUCAUCAGACUGGAUGACUUAGUUGAUACACUGGGUGCCAUCAGACUGGAUGACUUAGUUGAUACACUGGGUGUCAUCAGACUUGAUGACCUAGUUGAUACACUGGGUGUCAUCAGACUGGAUGACUUAGUUGAUACACUGGGUGUCAUCAGACUGGAUGACUUAGUUGAUACACUGGGUGUCAUCAGACUGGAUGACUUAGUUGAUACACUGGGUGUCAUCAGACUGGAUGACGUAGUUGAUACACUGGGUGUCAUCAGACUGGAUGACGUAUUUAAUACACUGGGUGUCAUCAGACUUGAUGACCUAGUUGAUACACUGGGUGUCAUCAGACUGGAUGACGUAUUUUAUACACUGGGUGUCAUCAGACUGGAUGACUAA
Haliotis rubra (blacklip abalone) is the source of this 1314-nucleotide messenger RNA. RefSeq lists its product as uncharacterized. Bases 1 to 1314 code for a protein of 437 amino acids. The record is from RefSeq and is a predicted model, not a curated record. The transcript is spliced from 2 exons. Lineage: Eukaryota; Metazoa; Mollusca; Gastropoda; Lepetellida; Haliotidae.